Molecule: messenger RNA, 4088 nt
Organism: Perognathus longimembris pacificus (Pacific pocket mouse)
Lineage: Eukaryota; Metazoa; Chordata; Mammalia; Rodentia; Heteromyidae
Gene: Zc2hc1c
Product: zinc finger C2HC-type containing 1C
Exons: 3
Coding region: 379-1962 (527 amino acids)
Source: RefSeq, a predicted model, not a curated record
AAGGCCCUGGAGAAUGGAAAUGUCUGCGUCUGGUUUGUGGAGAAGGCAGAAUAGUUAGCCCAGGAAUGGAAAGCAAGGACUGAAAAAACGGAAGCCCCAGCAAGGAUUCUUUCUCUGUAACAACACUUAAAAGCCGCGGUCUUAUGUCGAAGCAUUAACACCACCAACCACUGCUGUCUGCGUUUUUUUCCACGUGGAAUUCUUUUGAGCAGUUACAGGAAAAGUGAGCUGACCCUGUUCCAAACAGCUUACCCGAGGGAACCGAGGCAUGAAGAAGACAAACAAGCCCUCCUCGGAGGCCGAUAAAGUUCUAGAGUAUCGGCUGGUGUGGAAACCAAGCCAGCCGAGGAUGGUGGACGGCUUCGGUCCAGGCCCUGAAUGGCUGGUCUCCAGUUGGAUCCACAUCUGCCUGUGGGCGUUAUGUUCCCACAGAAUAAAACAGAAGCGCCAGGGCUCCACUCGGCCAAGCAGGACCCUUAUGAACAAGGUGACUCUUUCCAGCGGGCCCCGAUGGGGCACUUGAGAAGCAAUUUCCAGCCGAAGUCUUUGAGCAACAAAGGGCCGUCGCUGGACAAUGUCUACACUCACCCCAAAUGGAACACCUGCACAAAAACCCGGACCUACUCCUAUCUCCACUGUGCUGGAAUCAGCUGGCCAAACUCGGGAAGUGAUUUCCAGAGCCAAGAAAAGAAUUUAUUUUAUUCAUCAAGCCCUCAAUCCCGGUAUCCCAAAGCAAAUGAUCAGGACUUCAUUCCCUUUACAAAGAAGCGAGUUGGGGUAGAUCGGGCCUACCCACUGAAACCCAUGGUCCACCGGAAGUCUCGCAGUACAGGUGAGGCUGGUACAGACGAGGACCAGAUUGUCUACCCAAGAUCCUCAGAGCCAAGAGUGUUCUCAGACAGCACGUUUAGUCUGAGGGACUGGGCCAAUUCCUCUGUUCCUGCCGCCUGGCAGGAGGAAAAGGCCAUGGCAAACCUCCAUUGGACUGACUGGAUGCAGAUCCAAAGGCUUGAAGCUGCAGGAGAGAGCUUAGAGGAGGAAAUCCGAAGAAAGGAGAAUCUCCUAAGGGAAAAGCUGAAGAAGACAGAGCAGGGACUCAGAAGGAUCCAGAAGGAAAAGGAACAGGCCAAGGAAAAUGAAGACCGAGAGCUGCCGAGAAUGAUACUCUCCAGGAGGAGAAUUAAAGAUAGUGACAGCCACACCACAUACAAACCUGUCUUCUCCCCAGAAUUUGGGUCUGAGGAGGUGUUGAGCAGAGACAGAACAGAGGAGGAAACAUGGGCAUGCCCUCAGGAGAAUUCUACUCGGUUCCAGUUAUCUGGUAAUGGAAUCCAGAGGCUCAAAAGGGAAAAACUGGUGGCAAGUAAUAACAAAAUCCGAGCCCAAGCCUCAAGACCAUCUUCAGAGAACUCCCAGCCUCUGGAAGAGACCAGUAGGGUUAUGCAAGGCUCUCCCAGAAGUUCUAGCCGAUCCAGGACCCCAGGCUCCUCGGGUUCUAGCAGCUCCACGGAGAAGGCAGAGCUGGGCAAGUGCAGCCACUGUGGACGCACAUUUCUCUUGCUCAGGCUGGAGAGACAUUCCACUGUCUGUGGCAGGAUGCAGGGGUCCAAGAGGAAAGUGUUUGACUCCUCCAGGGCCCGGGCUAAGGGCACAGAACUAGAGCAGUACUUGAACUGGAAGGGGCCAGCCACAGUCAAGGCUGAGCCUCCUCGGAAGAGCAACUGGAGACAGAAGCAUGAAUCUUUCAUCCGUACUCUCCGUCAGGCUCGAGAAGUCCAGCAAGUAAUUGCCAAAGGUGGAAACCCCGCAGACUUGCCUCCAAUCCUGCCCGCAGAAAAUCCAGACUAUGUUCAGUGUCCUCACUGUAGCCGCCACUUUGCUCCUAAGGUGGCUGAGCAACACAUUCCCAAGUGUAAGACCAUCAAGAACCGCCCUCCACCUCCACGGAAGCAUGAGAGCUGAGCAGAUGACAGGGAGACCACGGCACAGUUCCCACUGCUCUGCUUCUCUUCAGCAGUAGACAGGAGCAAGAUAGAUUUGAUGUAAAGCAGAAAGAAAACAGAACUUUUCCAGAAGCCACAUUUGCCUGCGGAUUUAACCUCUCCUAGGAGAGAGCUAUUAGUAAGCAUCAGAGACAGGGGAAAACCCAGCUUCCCCCUGCAUCGCAACCUUUGCUUGUGUGCCUUAUGUUCUUUCCCUAAGAAUGUGGGUGAGGACAGGGAAUCGUGAGCGGGCUGCAUUAAAAUUCUCUUCCCGUGAGCCUGGCUGGGAUUUGUGCUAGUGAAGUACCUCUGGUCCUCACGUGUCCAAGGUUUCUUCUAACACUUCUCAUUCACGCAAGUUCAGAGUACUGGGUGAGCUGGGGUCAGGAGACUGUGGUCACACAGAUGGUAACUCUUACAAAAAAUAACAGGGGCUGAGGGUGCAGCUCAAUGGUAGAGUGCGUGCCUAGCAUGUACAAAGCCCUGGGUUCGAUCCCUAGCACCACAAGAAAACAAAGGAUAGUAAGAUUGUGCUUUAAGGCAUUAUUAAAUGGAACUCUAUCUUGGCCUCCCUGGGGCAUGGUCCUGGCCAAAAGCCUAUAAAAGUACAUAAUGUGAGGGCACCAGUGUGUCUUAAGCCUUCCCUGUGGUGUACUGUUAAUAAAAGAAACAUCUUUAUGUACAUUACAGGGUAGGAAUGGGGAGAAAACACAUUUUACUUCAAUUUGUUCUUUUCUAAUGGGUUUCAUAUGUUGGAUAAAAAGAAAAAGAUGCUAAGAGUCUGCUCUCAAAUCAGGGGGGUUGAAUGACUUUUUAAAUGAGGGAGCAAAUCUACCAUCAAAUCAAGUGCAGUGUCCCAUGUCCUUGAUGGUUAGAGUAUGGUCACACAGGCCAGGCCAGAUCUUUUUAAUUUUCUAUACAGAAAACUGCCUAAUACAAAUAAGGUCCUCAAUGAAUGGAUUUUAGGAAGUUAACAAAAGAUUUUGAGUAAGGACAGCUCAUAGACAAGAUAUUUGACCCAAAAUGUAUCCUGUCUCCCUAGCAAGUUUAAUGAGAAAUACACUAAGUUCCUCACUUGAUGUUAAAAGCAAUGGAUGGCAAGAAUAAGUUGUGACCAAGCUCACAAAGCAGUUUGUGGACAGCUUUGCCCCACAGAUCGUUUAUUUGGCUACACAGCAUUAAAAUGUUCCAACAUUUGAAAAACAGGAUAUGGAGAAUGUCUUGAAAAAUUGGAGGUCUGGAAACACUGGGCCAGCACAGGGCACAGCGGGUGGGGUUCAGAAUUAGUGGCUCCUUCAGUUGGGGAUGGCAGCAUGUAGAGCCAGUUUCAGCCCUAGGUGAUGUUAUGGUCAUGGGUCUGAAUCUUCCAGGGAAUAAAUGCUCUAUCUAUAGACACAGUGAUAGUUAUUCAUUCUUUAGCUUCCAAAGAAAUACAACAGUCAAUGUCUUAGUGUUCCCUUUGAUAUAUAUGUAUCAAGGCCUUCUCUUAGUCUGUUGAGUUUGACUUGGCUUUGGGGAAGAGGUAAGACCUAAGUGUCUUCCUGGGUAGAAAAAGGACAGCAAAGGACCACAUAAAUGCUGCUUGUAAAUGUCCACAUUUUAUGUUACCUUAUCCAAGAACAUUUAGUGCAAAUAAACAAAUUGUCAAGUUCAAAAAGUUAAGCUAUGGGAAAAAGGUCUCAUGGUGAGGUUCACUUGGAAACUAAUUUUGGGAACUGUGUGUAGACAGCACCAAGAUAGUAUCUUCCUACUUCUGGUCAUUAUUUGCUUUCAGUCCAACAGAUCUCUUCAAAGCUACAGGCGGCAGCAGAGAUGUGAUAGGACACAGGCUCUCCUCCCUGACCCCAUGACUCAGUUUAAUGAUUAGUGCACUUCUAUAGUCACAGAAGCAAUACAUGACUUUUGCCUUUGCAGCAGGAAAGACUGUUUCAGUCCUGACUGUAGCCUACUCUGCCCUGAUGCCAUUAUGACUAGUACUUCCUUAGAGUCCCAAGAACCUCACUUAAAUGAAUUUGUGUAAAAUUCAUUUUUGCCCCUAAGGCUGUGUUUGUGUGUGUGCACCAAUGCUAGAGCUUGAACUCAGGGUACUGCUCUUGCUCAACUUCU